Molecule: messenger RNA, 972 nt
Organism: Pseudomassariella vexata
Lineage: Eukaryota; Fungi; Ascomycota; Sordariomycetes; Amphisphaeriales; Pseudomassariaceae
Exons: 2
Coding region: 1-972 (323 amino acids)
Molecular function (GO): hydrolase activity, acting on ester bonds
Source: RefSeq, a predicted model, not a curated record
AUGAGGCGUUCUCUGAUAACUCUGCUGGACUUUGUGGCACUCGCCAACUUGGUCAAGUGUAUACCUGUCAGUAAGCCGCAUUUCUACUGGGAGAAAACCAAGUACUUCAUCGCCUUCGGCGACUCAUACACCUAUGUCCAAGGCACCUCGGGCUACCCCAACUACAGCUUCAUCGGAUCUUACCUCCCGAACCAAUUCUCCUUCACUCCAGAAACCCUCCUCGCCGACCAGAUUGUCCAGAACUUCACCGCAACUGCCGAAGGCGGACCCAACUGGGUCGAGUACUUGACCGGGUGCGGCCUCCACAACGGCACGCUCCCGCAAUCCUGCGACAUCCAGCUUUGGGACUUCGCCUUCGCCGGCGCUGGUGUAUCGGAGGCCUUCCUACCGCUACACCACGACUUCACGGUCCCGCUCGUCAACCAGACUCAGCAGUACCUGUCCUGGGCGGAGCCCGUCAUCGGCGGUAGGAACAUGGACAAGAGUAGCGCGCUGGUGGCGGUGUGGAUCGGGAUUAACGACAUCAACGACUCGGUGAAUCAGCUGACGGGGAUCGCAUUCCGUGAAUUUUGGGACCGUAUUGUGAGUGCGGUAUUUGAGCAGUCCGUCAAGCCCAUGUACGAGGCUGGGUAUAAUAACUUCCUGUUUGUGAAUUUGCCGCCGCUAGAUCGCACGGCGGCAAACCAGAAGCGUCUGCUCCCAAGACCGAGUAAGGCGGAGAUUGGGUGGUGGAAUCGGGCACUUGAGAAGCAGAGUAAGGCGUUUGCGCAGCAGAAUACGAACGUGAAGACGAUGUUUUAUGAUGCGAAUACCUUCCUUAAUGGGAUUAUGGAUAACCCCGGGACAUAUGGCAUCACGAAUACAACGAACUAUUGCCCUGCUUAUAAUCAGCUUGACGUCCUGACGGACCCGAACAAGUAUGGAUGCCAGCCACUGGAUGAGUAUUUCUGGUACAAUAGUGGACACAUGUGA